AUGAGGGCAACAUGGGAAGGGCAGCAGCAGGAAGGCAGCACGGGAAGGGCAGCGGUGCAGCUUCAAGGGGAGUGCAGUGCGGUUGGAGGAGGUAGGGGGGCAGAGGAAGGAGGAGAGCAAUGCCUUUCAGGAGAUGAGGGCAACAUGGGAAGGGCAGCAGCGGUGCUGCUUCACUGGGAGGGCAGCGUGGGAGAGGCCAUGAGGCAGAGGCAAGUUGAGUGCAGUGACGGUGGAGGAAGGAGGGCGGCACAGGAAGCAGCAGCUGAAUCCGUUCCUGAAAAUGAGGGUAGCAGAGGAAGAUCAGUGGUGCAGACUUAUGAGACGGGCAACGAUUUCGGAGGAGGGAGGGUUGAUGGAGAAGAGGAGGGAGGAAAGGAGGGUGAAGAGGAGGGAGAAGAGGAGGGAGAAGAGGAGGGAGCAGAGGAGGGUGAAGAGAAAGGGGCAGAGGAGGGGGCACAGCUGGGAUCACAGGUGGGAGCAGAAGAGGGAGUGGAGGAGGGAGCAGAGGAGGCAGAAGAGGAUGGAGAAGAGGAGAGAGCAGUAGAGGGAGCAGAGGUGGGAGCAGAGGAGGGAGCAGAGGAGGGGGCAGAAGAGGGAGUGGAGGAGGGAGCAGAGGAAGGAGCAGAGGAGGGAGCAGAGGAAGGAGCAGAGGAGGGAGCAGAGGAAGGAGCAGAGGAGGGAGCAGAGGAAGGAGCAGAGGAGGGAGCAGGGGAGGGAGCAGAGGAGGAAGCAGAGGAGGGAGAAGAGGAGAGAGCAGAGGAGGGAGCAGAGGAGGAAGCAGAGGAGGGAGAAGAGGAGAGAGCAGUAGAGGGAGCAGAGGUGGGAGCAGAGGAGGAAGCAGAGGAGGGAGCAGAGGAGGGGGCAGAGGAGGGAGCAGAGGAAGGAGAAGAGGAGGGAGAAGAUGAGGGGGCAGAGGAGGGAGCAGAGGAGGGAGCAGAGAUGAAAGCAGAGGAGGGAGCAGAGGAGGAAGCAGAGGAGGGAGAAGAGGAGAGAGAAGAGGAGGGAGCAGAGGAGGGAGCAGAGGUGGGAGCAGAGGUGGGAGCAGAGGAGGGAGCAGAGGAGGGAGCAGAGGAGGGAGAAAAGGAGGGGGCAGAGGAGGGAGCAGAGGAGGGAGCAGAGAUGAAAGCAGAGGAGGGAGCAGAGGAGGAAGCAGAGGAGGGAGAAGAGGAGAGAGAAGAGGAGGGAGCAGAGGAGAGAGCAGAGGAGGGAGCAGAGGAGGGAGAAGAGGAGGGAGAAGAGGAGGGGGCAGAGGAGGGAGACGAGGAGGGAGCAGAGGAGGGGGCAGAGGAGGGAGCAGAGGAGGGGACAGAGGAGAGAACAUUGGAGGGAGCAGAGGAGGGAUCAGAGGAGGGAGCAGAGAAAGGAGCAGAGGAGGGAGCGGAGGAGGGAGAGGAGGAGGGGUCAGAGGAGGGAGCGGAGGAGGGAGAGGAGGAUGCAGCAGAGGAGGGAGACGAGAAGAAGGGAUACGUGGGGCAAAGUUGGCAGUUGGUGGAAGAUGGAGCAGAAGGGAUUUGUGGGGGAAGCGGGGAUUAUUGGAGGGGACAGGAAGAGGGAGGAGGAGAAGCAGAGGAAGAGAGGGGUAAGGGAGAGGGAAGUGGGGGAGGGGAGAGGGCAGUGGAAAAGGGAGGAGGAGAGAGGGAAGAGGAAGGUGAAUGGGAAAGGGAGAAGGAAGAAGGGGAGAGGGAAAAGGAAAAGCGAGGAAGGGAGAGGGAAGAGGAAGGAAAAAUAGCACGUGAGGAUUGGGAUUGUGGAAGGGGGUUGCUUCGAAUGGGAGGGGCGGUGAGAAAGGGAAUGUGUGUUGAAGGAGAUUGUGCCGAGGGGGAGGGAGGUGGUUGCAGGGAAAACCACCUGGAGAAUCACCUGAGGCAGCAGAAGAGAUACCUGGGCACAAAGGUGCACUGUAAUGUGGGGAGGAGAGGGUGCCAGUGGAAGCUGAGGAAACGCAGGAGGCAGGAGGAGAAGCUCCUGAGGCAGGAGGAGGAGCUCCUGAAGGAGGAAGAAACCCACCUGAAACAGGUGGAAGAACACCUGAAGCAACAGAAAGAGCACCUGAGGCAGCAGGAGGAGCACCUGAAGCGUAAGAGGCAGCACCUGGAGCUUCAGGUAAGACGCACGCGGAUUUUGAAGCAACGCCUGAGUUGCUGUAGCUGUUUGUGUUCUUGUGGUUUAAGGAGAGGGGUUGAGGAGAGGGAUGAGGAGGGAGGGAGGAUGGUGGAGGAUGGAGGGAGAGGAAGAGGGGUUGUGGUGCAUGAUGGGGAGGGGGUGGGGUUGGCGGAAGAUGGAGGGAGAGGAGGGUUUGAUGGAGGGAGAGGAGGGGUAGACGGGUGGAGAGGAGGGAGGGUGGUGAAAGAUGAGAUUGAAGACUGGUUAAGGUGA
Molecule: messenger RNA, 2376 nt
Organism: Closterium sp. NIES-65
Lineage: Eukaryota; Viridiplantae; Streptophyta; Zygnematophyceae; Desmidiales; Closteriaceae
Source: the annotation of a GenBank genome assembly